AUGCAUCUCACAACCACCCUCACAACCCUCCUCCUCACCACCCUCACCCUCGCCCUCCCAACAACCACCCCCACCACCCACAACCACAAAAAGAAAGAACCCGCCGCCGCCGCCGCAGCCGCAACCUGCGCCCACAUCCACCCGCUCUCCACGCCGCGCCUCAACCUUCUCAACCGGCCCGACCUCGGCCUCCUGAGCACGCAAACCCUAACCUUCGACCUCCCAACCACCACCCCCAACAGCACCACCCUCCCGGGUCCCUGCACGCUCCGCGCCGUCUUCCCCCCGCACUGGACCAUCACCGACAGCAGCGUGCAGGCGGGCGGGCCGCCGCUGGCGGUGGACGUGUACGCGGUGGACGGGCCGGCGGCGGGGGCGUUAGUGGGCACGGCGAGGGGACCGUGUUACACCCUCUGA
Messenger RNA from Chaetomium globosum CBS 148.51, 417 nucleotides. RefSeq lists its product as uncharacterized. Lineage: Eukaryota; Fungi; Ascomycota; Sordariomycetes; Sordariales; Chaetomiaceae. The record is from RefSeq and is a predicted model, not a curated record. Bases 1 to 417 code for a protein of 138 amino acids. The transcript has 2 exons.